UCAAUGUUAUAAAGAUGUUUUUUUAGGAGUAACAUUUUUUUUUUAAUGAAAGUAAUUUGUUUUCUUAAAGUCGAUAUAAUUAACCCCACUCUCUCUACUUCAAUCAAGUCUUAAACCUUUGCUCCCACAAGCUCACCUGAAACUCUCUCUCUUCCUCUUCUCACACUGUCUCUCUCAUGUUCGGAGCCACGGCAAGGCUCGAUGACCAACUCAGCACCACACCAACCACCAUUUAUAUAGACCCACCCUCCCAAGACCAGCCGAGUCACAACUCGGACCACCGUUCAAUAGAAACACUCGUUGUUGUCUUAGCCGUCAUCACCAUUUUAUCCGUCUUAGCCGGCGUUUUCGCUCGGCUUUGUGGCGGUCGCCACUUAUCUCACGGCGGAGACCACGACAUCGAAGGUUGGGUCGAGAGAAAGUGUCGUAGCUGCAUCGAUGCCGGCAUUCCUGCCGUAUCCGCUGCUCCUUCACCUCCACCGCCGCCACCGCCAGCAACGGCGGAAGAGCGGAGUAAGCCAGCAGCCGAGGAGCAAACCAAGAAGUGAAGUAAAAAAAAGGGUAAAACUACAUUCUUCGUUUUAGCUUUAACACUAUGUAAUAUCAUUAAUUUUGAAAACAUGUUCCUUUUUUUGUUAUGUACCUUAGUCUACGGACAUUGAUUUCGGAAUUUCCUCAGAUGUUUUAUGAUUAUUUAUGUCUUUCAAAAGAAAGAACAAAAGCAAAGUUCUUUGUCAACUUUUAACUUUAAAUAAAUCCGUUGAGAUUAAAGAGCAACGGCAUUAACC
Molecule: messenger RNA, 788 nt
Organism: Arabidopsis thaliana (thale cress)
Lineage: Eukaryota; Viridiplantae; Streptophyta; Magnoliopsida; Brassicales; Brassicaceae
Product: fission regulator-like protein
Exons: 1
Coding region: 177-548 (123 amino acids)
Source: RefSeq, marked reviewed